GGACCGCCAAAGUACACGAAAUCAAUUUUGAAGAAGGGUGAUAAAACCAACUUUCCGAAGAAAGGGGACACUGUUCACUGCUGGUAUACAGGAAAACUACAGGAUGGAACCGUCUUCGAUACCAAUAUUCAGACAAGUUCAAAGAAGAAAAAAGCAGCCAAACCUUUAAGUUUCAAAGUCGGCGUAGGAAAAGUUAUCAGAGGUUGGGAUGAAGCUCUCUUAACAAUGAGUAAAGGAGAGAAGGCUCAACUGGAAAUAGAACCUGAGUGGGCGUAUGGCAAGAAAGGGCAGCCCGACGCUAAGAUUCCACCAAACGCAAAACUUUUCUUUGAAGUGGAAUUGGUGGAUAUCGAAUGAAAUGAAGUUUCCUUUGCUGCUGGGAAUGCAUUUAUGAUCCAGAAGGCUUCUGCCAACUGCAGUUUUGCUCUCGUAACUUCAGGAUAUAGUUACAACUGUGGCCUUGUAUUUGGAAUCCAGUUUGUUCUCCCUGCCCCCACCUGCUGUACAGUAACAUACCACUAAAGAAACCAGAGUUUAUACAUGCA
Messenger RNA from Tauraco erythrolophus (red-crested turaco), 545 nucleotides. NCBI's taxonomy places the organism in Eukaryota, Metazoa, Chordata, Aves, Musophagiformes, Musophagidae. The record is from RefSeq and is a predicted model, not a curated record.